AUCUGCCUCUUUCCUUCACGUCUUUCUCUCAUCCUCCUUUUGUCGUGAGAACUGCAUCCCGACAUCUAUCUGUCAGCCAUGGACCCCAACUGUGACUGCGUGAGCGGUGGUUCUUGCACCUGUGCAGGCUCCUGCAAGUGUAAAUCCUGCCGCUGCACCUCCUGCAAGAAAAGCUGCUGCUCCUGCUGCCCAGUGGGGUGUGCCAAGUGUGCCCAGGGCUGUGUCUGCAAAGCCCCCCAGACUGAGAGUUGCAGCUGCUGCCACUGAUGGUCCUGUCACCCAUGACUAUAAAUAGAGGAAUUUGUACAAACCUGACUUUUCAUACACUUUGACCACAUUUUUCUAUAAAUGUGUGAUUCAAUCAACAGGCAUUUAUUAACUACUUAGUAUGCCAAUAAACUCUCUGAAGCCUC
This is a messenger RNA of Gracilinanus agilis (Agile Gracile Mouse Opossum), 413 nucleotides long. Its product is annotated as metallothionein-1E-like. The transcript has 3 exons. Gene Ontology annotation, molecular function: metal ion binding. The coding region runs from base 79 to 267 and encodes 62 amino acids. The record is from RefSeq and is a predicted model, not a curated record. NCBI's taxonomy places the organism in Eukaryota, Metazoa, Chordata, Mammalia, Didelphimorphia, Didelphidae.